AUGAAUCGAGCAAACGCAGAAGAAGCAAAGCGCCUGGAGGCCAUGCGCGUGAAUCUAGAUGCAGCCUACCAGGCACAGCAACAUGAAGAGGCUGCCAAGCAGUACAGGCGCACGAUACAGGAGGAGGAGGAGGACCGACAGCUUGCGAUGAGGUUGCAGGAAAAGGAGAAGCGGCUAGCUUUGCUGGAGCAAAAGGAAAAGGAAACAAGUGAUAGGCUACAAAAGGAGACAACAGCGGCAGAGCAAAGGCGAAAGCAGGAAGAGGCAAGCAAGUCCAAGAAGAGUUCAUCCGACGAUGAUGGCUCGAGCUCGAAUGACAGUUCAUCAUCUGAUGAGGCUGUGACUGCCACUGCUUCAACCGACAUCAGCAGCAAGCCCAAGGCAAAGGACCAAGAGGACAAAAAGGAAAAGGAGCGACAGGAGCCAAAGAAAAAGGACAAGGGCGACAAGGACAAGGACAGGCGUCGCCGCAAGGCAGCCGACCUGAACACCUCAGACAUCUCGAUGACCACGCCGCCUGUGGACGAGAGCAAGGAAGCAUCAUGA
This is a messenger RNA of Symbiodinium natans, 546 nucleotides long. The record is from the annotation of a GenBank genome assembly. Lineage: Eukaryota; Dinophyceae; Suessiales; Symbiodiniaceae.